This is a messenger RNA of Zootoca vivipara (common lizard), 1781 nucleotides long. Its product is annotated as zinc finger protein RFP-like. Gene Ontology annotation, molecular function: protein binding; zinc ion binding. NCBI's taxonomy places the organism in Eukaryota, Metazoa, Chordata, Lepidosauria, Squamata, Lacertidae. The record is from RefSeq and is a predicted model, not a curated record.
CGCCAUCCGGUGUCGGUUGCACAAAGGGAAAUGCCAGGCUCUUGUUGCAUCGAAAAGAGCUUGAGUUAAGAAUUGUUGUUGUUGUUCUUGCUGCUGCUGUCUGUUGGGGAGAGGUUUGGAAGAGGAGGAGAUGGAAAUGUGCGAGAAUCACCAUGAGCCCCUGAAGCUCUUCUGCAAAGACCAUGAAUCCCUCAUCUGCUUGGUCUGCGACAGAGCCACAGAGCAUCGAGGACACAAUGUGGUCCCUGCAGAGGAAGCUGCCCCAGGCUACAAGGAAGAAAUCGAGGGCCACCGGAAGUCUGUGGAGCUCAUGAGAAAGAAUCUUGAGGACCGUGUGUUGGCCGAAGAGCUGGGAAGCCAAGAAUGUCUGGCUAAGCUAGAAGCAGAGACAAUGAAAGUCAAGUCUUCCUUUCACCGGAUGAGCAGAUUGCUCGAAAAAAUGGUGCACCUCAAGCUGACCCAGAAGGAAGAACUGAAGAGAGAGAUCAAUAAGAGGCAGCAAGAAAACGUCAGCAGGCUCUCCAAGGAGAUCUCCCGCCUCAACGAUAUGAUCGUCGAGAUGGAGGAGAAGUGCCAGCAGCCGGUCUGUGGAUUCCUACAGGACAUCAGGAGCGACUUGAGCAGAUAUGAAAAGGAACAAGUAAGGGAUGCAAUUGAGCUUUCUCCUGGAUUGGAAGAGGCAGUUGGAGUUUACUCAGACUGCAGCUCUGCUUUAGGAAUUGCUGUGGAGACAUUUAAAGAGUCCUUGGAAUUCCUGGAGCCUGCACUGUACAAAGUGAUGGUGACUCUGGAUCCAGACACAGCACAUCGCCGCCUCAUUCUCUCUGAGGACCUAAAAACUGUGAGGAAGGCAGAGGAAGACCAGACCCUGCCUGACAAACCGGGGAGAUUUGAUGUUGGGCCCUGUGUGUUGGGCCGCGAGCGAUUCACUUCUGGAAGACAUUUGUGGGAAGUGGAGGUGGAGAACGAAGGCACCGGGGCGAUGUGGGCUGUGGGGGUAGCACGAGAGUCUGUCAGGAGGAAAGGAAAGGGCAGCUUCAGGCUGAUUCCCAGCGAGGGAAUCUGGGCUGUGGGGGCGAUAAUGGGUGAACUCGUAGCGUUUACCUCCCCCAAACAGACCCCUUUGGCCUUGGGGCAAGACCCCAGGAAUAUCCGUGUGACCCUCGACUAUGAAGAGGGACUUGUGGAAUUCUUUGAUACGGACAGAGAUGAGCUGAUCUUUUCUUUUACGGGAGCCUCCUUCUCUGGGCAGAAGAUCCGGCCCUACUUCUGGGUAGGGUACAGAUCCCAGCUGAGGUGCUGAAUCCCAGGAAGGAGAUCCCUCCCCUUGUUUCUUAUCACUUCCCCGAAAGAAGGAAGCAUUCUAGCAUUUUUUCUUCAUAGCUCCAUGAAAGGUUCCCAAGCCAUUUUUCAGCCUCGGUGGGUUUUCAGUAGGACUUCCUGAUCUCAGAGCAGGAAGAGUGGCUAUAAAUGGAAUCAAAUCGUAGAAUCACAGAAUUGGAAGGGACCCCGACUUUUCAUCUAGUCCAGCCCCCCUGCAAUGCAGGAAUCUCAACUAAAGCAUCCAUGUACAAAUAAAAAAAUAAUACCACAGAAAGUUUGGUGCUGGCUCCCUUUUGUGGCAGACUUUUGAAAUAUUUAUAUCCGCAUGCAAAAAUGGAAAAAGAAGCUACAAACAACAGGUGUCAUCGUAGUCUUCUUCUUUUGCUUGAGCUCAUAUACCUUUAAAGGUGGUAUGGCAGGCAGAAUUUCAACUGGUACAGACUAUCCCGUCCCUGCAU